Messenger RNA from Asparagus officinalis (garden asparagus), 649 nucleotides. RefSeq lists its product as uncharacterized. Bases 142 to 477 code for a protein of 111 amino acids. NCBI's taxonomy places the organism in Eukaryota, Viridiplantae, Streptophyta, Magnoliopsida, Asparagales, Asparagaceae. The transcript is spliced from 2 exons. The record is from RefSeq and is a predicted model, not a curated record.
GAUCACCGGUUUCUCCUUUUUCUUCUUUCCUGAUGAAUUUCAUUUAAUUUUAUCUCAUGAAUUUCUUCAGCUCCUUCCUCUGUUUAAGAUCUGUGAUUGUUUGCCUUAACAGUCAUUGUUUAAUUUGAUUGAUUUUCUUCGAUGUCAAGGAUUUGGAAAUCUUCAGAACAUCCAUUGAGAACCAUGGUUCUCGAUUCUUUAUCAUCACCUCAUAGGAGAAGCCCACCAUCCUUUUCAUUCUCAGUCAAGAAACCAACCUCAGGUCAGCGAGAAUGGGGAUCCUGUUCAGCUCUCUUUGAGCGCCACCGGUUUCUUCUAACAAUGUUGAUCCUACUAGUGGUUCUAUGCACAGUUUAUCUCUACUUUGCUGUUACGCUUGGAGGCAGAGAACAAUGUUCAGGAUUGUCAGGAGCUGAGAAAGAACUUUGUAAGGCUGAGCUUUCUGCACUACACAAGGGGAAACUGAGACUAUUUUGACCCCAAAAGUUGCUUAAAGCAUUGGAUGGUUCAGUUGUAACUCAUUAUGAUGAUAUUGUUUGAUUUCUUGAACCAUUUUGGGUGUGUACAUGUGAAAUUCAAAUUGGCUGAACUUUUGUUAUCAGAAUUGAAACUAUUUUUGGCUUGAGAUGUGAUAUUCUUAUUUUAUUUC